AUGCUUUACGAAUACCAUUUAGUUGGCAUUCUGACAAUAGUUUCUUAUAUGUCGGACGCAGCACAAAUUUUGAAAAGUAGAGAACAUACUUUGCAAGAAAGUCGAAUUAAAAUUGGAAGAUUUUGCUUCAUUUUAGGUGAAGAAAAGCAUAUUUUUCUAGCCACAAAUGUCAGUAUAAUCGUCAUUUCCCUAGGCAAUGAGUCUUUUAUUCGUGAUCAAAUCACAUGGCCAACGAACCUGGUUCAAUCAGAUCCCAGCUUUAAAAAAGGUCGAUGCGAUUCUGUUAUUCAUUCAGUCAUCCAGCUGAAGCCCAAUAUCUUCGAAACUUGUGGGAAGUUUGCUAUUAAUAUUCGGUGUACUGUUUUGGUGAGAAAGGGUCUGAUUUGGACUUCGCUUCAUAAAAACAUACCUUCUUAUGAGUUUUCAAACGGUGAUUUAACUUAUAGAUAUUCAGAUGAUUAUUUAACUUUAGCCUCUUCAUCUAAUGGAUAUUUUCCCCGAUUAGAGUUAAACAAUUCAAGUUGUUUUAUGGAUAUAAAAAAUAAUAAUAAUAAUAGUAAUAUAUAUGAAAGUGAUCAUCGAUUCCUACUAACUGAUUCCAUACAUUGGGAUAAAGUGAUUGAAACAAACAAUUUAAAAAACUCUCACUUCACUGAAGGUGUUGAGUUUACAUUCCAUAAAAUUUUAUCCUUACCUGGUAGACGUUAUAUUGUGUUCAGAGAACCAGCUAUUGAAACUCAGUUGAAAGAAAAUCCAUGGACAUCUGAACAUAAGAUUGUAUACACUCGUAUUGGUCGUAUUUGCACCGAAGAUGAAGGCUUUGUUAUGCCAAAUGAUGGAAGAAAAUUAUUUACAACAUUUUUCAAAACUAGGCUUGUGUGUCAAGUUCGCACAAAUAUUCAUGACGGUGAUGGGAAAUACGGUAUCUCAUCUACAAAUCGUGAUUUUAACUAUCUUGUUGCACUAACAACUAGUUAUUCACCAGGAAUCAAAAACGACUUACUUCUAUAUGGUUUAUUCUCAGCUCGUAAUCCCCAAAUAGACGAUCAUCUUCCACCAAGUUUGAUAAAUAAUUUGGUUUCUACUGGUCCACUGGCAUUGUGUAUUUAUAAACUCUCUGCAGUAGAUAAAAUAAUUGAAUCCAGUGAUUUGAUAAUGCGCUUACCAUCAUUCUCUCCAUCUCAUUUAAGAGAUGUCAUGUUGCAUAAUGAAAGCCAUCUCAAUCUUAAUGAUGAAAGUAACCUAUUCGGUCGUGGAACAUCUAAAUGUACAAAUGGAUUGAAAAGAAUAAAUCGUGACAAGUAUCCCCACUUAAAAGAUAUAACUAGAUGUCCUGGUCCAUCUUCGUCAAAUAAACGCUUAGCUUUGGAAGCAUCACUGAUGGUUGAUUCAGUUUAUCCAGAAAGAUUAAACAUUGUUGGCCUGAUAGAAACACGUUCACAGAUAUCUGUAUUUAUUAUAGAUCCUCGACACGUAUCCAGAGUUUACAAAGAUACAACACAACCAAGACAAAUCAAACAUAUUCGGUAUACUAUUUUUUAUGUUGGAACAGAAAAAGGUGAUGUUUUUAAAAUGUUAAUAUUCAAUGAAGUUGAGGAAGAUUUCUCUGGAUAUCCCAGCACUACACCUAGUUAUUUCCUGAAAAAUAACACAGAAAAUGGACGUAUUCCUGAACGUUUCACCGUUCCCUAUCCAUCUUCAUCCAUGAUUUCUACUGGGAAUAUUCGUGUACUCAAACAAAUGAUAGCUUCGGAGACAAAUGAAAGAGUUACAAACCUUCUAUUCAUUUACAACUCAUAUCUGAAUCACACUACAGAGAUUCUAUCUGGUGAAAAACAGUUCACAUAUUCUACUAUGGAUAAAUUUUCAUUAUUAGUGUUUUAUGAAACUGAGAUUAUUCAAGUUGAAAUAACUCAGUGUGAUGAAGCUAAGACUUGUCGUGAUUGUGUGGCGCUCAAAGAUCCUGACUGCUACUGGAGUGAAAUACUAUUCAAAUGCAAUAAGGAUGUAGAUGGUCUAAGCAAUAUUCUAACUGGUUUCCAUUCAGGCUGUAAAGAACCAGAUAAUGAAAAAUCACAAAAGGAUAACGAUGCUAAAAGUGCUGCUUAUCAAGCUGUUUCAAACUUAUCUGAGGUUACUUCAAACAAAUCAUCUCAAAGAAAAUGUUUUAAUGAAAAACAGUACUUACCGCAAACCGUGUCAAAAUAUUUACUUUCUGGCUUCAUUGGUAUGAUCAUUGGUCUGGCAGUUGGACUAUUGCUAUUUUUUAUCGGAAAUCAGUUGCUAAGAUUAUUCAAAUCGAGAAGUAGAAACUUGGUACGAGUAAUCUCAAAGAACCAAAUAGAGCAAAUUUGUAAUCGCACAAAUGAACAACACAUUGGUUCACCACAACGUUACAAACAACCACACAAUAUUACUUAUUUGCGUUCUGGCUAUCCAGCUUGGCAUAAUAGUUCUUCAGUAACCAUGGACAAUUAA
This is a messenger RNA of Heterobilharzia americana, 2478 nucleotides long. NCBI's taxonomy places the organism in Eukaryota, Metazoa, Platyhelminthes, Trematoda, Strigeidida, Schistosomatidae. The record is from the annotation of a GenBank genome assembly.